CACCACUAGAAGGGCUGAUAAAUCGAGAUCGUGACUUUAUUGAAGCUUAUUUACAGAAAGAGGGCUUAUCUCCAGAACAAAUUGAUAGCUUACGGAAAAGGAAGUUUGUAUUUAUUUUAGAUGGUUAUGAUGAGAUUGCUGAACGGGAACGUAAUUGCUAUAACUGCAAUAUGUUCUCUAAAUGGAAAAACGCGAAGAUUAUCAUCAGUUGCCGACCAGAGUACUUAGGCGAAGGUUAUGAAAAGAAGUUCUGGCCUAAAGAAAACGAAAGAAAAGGGUUUCAGGAAUUGACAAUUACCCCAUUUUCGCAGGUUGAAAUAGAACAGUAUAUCAACAAUUAUGUUGAUUAUUGCCAGAAGAAUGGUAAACGAUUAGUGUGGAGCGCAGACGAAUAUAUACAACAAAUAAAGAACAUGCCACAAGUACAAGGUCUUGCGUCUAAUCCUAUUCUAUUAAAAAUUACUUUAAAUGUUUUACCAAAAAUUAUCAAAGAAAAAGAAACCUAUCAGAUAAAUCGUAUAGUUUUGUAUGAUGAAUUUAUUAAGGAAUGGUUUGAACGUGCUCAGACUCGCCUGUCAAAAAUUCAAUUAAAGCCUAAAGAAAAAGAGAAAUUUAGCCUCUUGGAUGAGGAAGGUUUUUCUAAACAUUGUCUACGAUUUGGUAAACAAUUUGCUGCUAAGAUGUUUGAGGACAAUAACAAAGUAGUUGUAAAUUAUGAGGAGGUGGAUGAGGAUGAGGACACAUCCGAUUUGGCGAAAUUUUUAGGAAAUGCAAAUGAGAAGCAUCGUUUGAUGCGCUUCAGCAUGCCAUUAAUUCGACGUGGAGAUCAAUAUUGGUUUUUCCAUAAAUCAUUGCGAGAUUACUUGAUUGCUUGUGAGUUGAUAGAUUCAUCUAAAAAUACGUCAGAAACAACACUCUUCAACAAACAGUCGAUUAUGCCAGAACCUGCAAUUCAAGACUUUUUGGUUGAACGAAUUCAACAAAAGUCAGAACUCAAACAACAGAUGUUAAAUUUUAUCGAAUGUUCGAAAAAGAAUGCAAACAUUCAAAUUGCAUCCGUUAAUGCCAUUACAGUUCUUAUGCGUGCCAAAAUAAAACUUCCGAUGAAUUUAAACAAUAUUCGUGUCCCAGGGGCGGAUUUGAGCAAUGGAGUUUUUAAUAAUUCACAACUAGUAAGAGCUAAUUUAAACAAUGUAAAUUUUCAAAAUGCAAAACUUCGAAAUGUGAAUCUCGAGGGUGCGUCCCUUCAAAAUGUGAAUCUCAAGGGUGCAGAUCUCACUGGUGCAAAUCUUCGGUAUUCAAAUCUUCAAGGUGCUGAUUUUCAUGAUUCUUACCUCAAAAAUGUAAAUUUUGAAGGCGUAAAUCUCCGAGUUCAGGAUUUCCGAGGAUUUGACCUCCGAAAUACAGAUUUCUGUGGUACAUAUUUCUAA
Molecule: messenger RNA, 1430 nt
Organism: Racocetra persica
Lineage: Eukaryota; Fungi; Glomeromycota; Glomeromycetes; Diversisporales; Gigasporaceae
Source: the annotation of a GenBank genome assembly